Darwinula stevensoni is the source of this 846-nucleotide messenger RNA. The record is from the annotation of a GenBank genome assembly. NCBI's taxonomy places the organism in Eukaryota, Metazoa, Arthropoda, Ostracoda, Podocopida, Darwinulidae.
GGUGGAACAUUCGGGAAUGAACGUGUACCUGGUGAGGUCGGACUCGUGCGGCGACGUGGACCUGACGACGGCUCCGUCCAAAUCCGUUCACGACCUCGUGGACCACUAUCCCUAUUCCUGGAACUGUGUCGAAAGGAUCUUCCGGGAGGCAACUAUCAACUCGUCGUGCAAGUGCUACCCUGCCGACACCCUUUCGUCCGAAGAGCUGCAGAACAUCGACCUACCCGUGUGCAGACCCGAGACGUACAUGUGGUGCAUGAGACAGGAAGUGGCGAGUGACACGUAUGCUGACCUCAUCUAUGAAAGGGCUGAGAAGGAAUGCAAGCCUCUUUGCACAGAAAGCUCCUACGAAGCACUUGUCACCUACGACCACUUGAAUCCGGCCUACGCAGAAAGCGUGAUUAAGCAUCUAAAAAGAAAUCUCACUCAAAUUGGGGAUGUGGCGAUGUUCGGGGUUCACUACAACAUGCUGUCAGAACGCGUCAUCUCCUACUCGGCUUAUGCCAUCAUCGACCUCAUCAGUAGCACGGGAGGCAUUCUCAGUCUCAUCUUCGGAGGCAGCUUCAUGACCGUCAUCGAGUUCAUCACCUUCAACGUUUGGCUGUACCGUCGUCUUGUGCUGUAGAAGGAAUAAGCGGAUACGGAAGCCAGAAAUCUCGUCCUGGCGUCGCUGGACGCAUCAUCCAAAGGAUCCAUUGCUCUUUUCUAUCCUGAGAAGCUCGAGAGGACUGACCACUCAGAUUUGCUUCUUUUUCACACUCGGUGCACGGGCUUUCAGGCUGUAGGUGUCGUGAGUAUUGGUAGAAUAAAGAAACUGCAAGCCUUUUGCAGCUACCCGUGAAAAUA